Phytophthora nicotianae INRA-310 is the source of this 1967-nucleotide messenger RNA. RefSeq lists its product as hypothetical. Lineage: Eukaryota; Oomycota; Peronosporomycetes; Peronosporales; Peronosporaceae. The transcript has a single exon. Gene Ontology annotation, biological process: amino acid metabolic process. Gene Ontology annotation, molecular function: pyridoxal phosphate binding; carboxy-lyase activity. The coding region runs from base 5 to 1873 and encodes 622 amino acids. The record is from RefSeq and is a predicted model, not a curated record.
ACUGAUGCUUCUUUCACUUCGACUUCUCUCCUUUGAGUUAUUAAGCGCCAAACUACAUGAGUUCUGCUCUGCAAAACAAUGCCAAACUUCGGAAGCGCUCACAAGAAUGGUGUACGACCUCGGAGUCCUCGGUCUCACGCUUGUCAAUGGUUGUGCAAAUCGCGCUCCUUUUCUCUCUUCAUUCUUCAACCUCCUCAGUGUCAUUUUUUACCCUGUCAAUAUUAUGCGCGACUCGGUCUCCACUGUUGCUGCCUUCUGCUCUGGACUGGCGGGUGGUGCCGCUCUGCUAGCUGCAUUCCAGCACCUUGCGCGUCGUCGAGCGCUUGAGUCUACUCGCCCUUUGGACGUCCAAGAUCCAGAAGCCAUCCGUCACCCAGCCGCAGCAUUGACGGAACUUCUGGUGCGCUACCACGAAAACCUCCAGCGCCGUGAUCCUCACCGCGGCGAACCCGGUAGCUCCUCGUACGCUAUUCGCUCCAAAGUGAAGCCCGGAGAAUUGCGAGCUCAGCUACCUACUGCGUGUCCUGAAGACCCGCAGAGCUACGCCGACAUCUUCCGCGACGUCGAGCAGCUCAUCUUCCCUGCGCUCACUCACUGGGCAUCUCCAAAUUUCCACGCCUACUUCAAAAUAUGUGGUAGUGACCCCAGUGUACUAGCCGACUAUUUGUGCUCGUCACUGGAUGUCGUCGGCUUCUCGUGGGUCUCUGCCCCAGCAGCUACGGAACUUGAGCAAGUAGUCUGCGACUGGAUGGCCAAACUACUGGGACUACCUGAGUGUUUCCUCACGAGUUCUUCUGGAGGUGGAGUCAUUCAAGGCUCAGCGAGUGAAUCAGCGCUGUGUGCACUCAUUGCAGCUCGUCAUGCGGCGUUGGAAGGAUUGGAAGGCACAGAACGAGAAGAGAAAGCGGCCAAACUGGUUGUGUACGUGUCAGACCAAACGCAUGCUAUUGCGGAGAAGGGCUGCAUGGUGUUGGACAUUCCUCAUCUGCGAGUGGUGCCCACGAUUCGAGGCAAAGCUGACUCAGACAACUACGGACUGGCACCUGACGAUGUGGCUCGUGCCAUGGCGGAAGACCGAGCUAAAGGUUUAGUGCCAUUCUGCUUGAUGCCUACACUUGGCACCACCUCCACCACAGCUAUCGAUCCGUUGCGGAAGCUGGUCGCUGUUGCACGAGAGCAGCCUGAACAUGUGUGGGUUCACCUUGACGGAGCUUACGGAGGAGCUGCUGCUGUAUGCCCCGAAUACCAGCAUUGGCUGGACGGUGUAGAAGGCUGUGACUCCAUUUGCAUUAACACGCACAAGUGGCUGCUCGUGAGUUUUGAUGCGAGUCUGUUGUGGGUGAAAGACCGUCGUCCUGUCAUUCGCUCGCUAGCACUGGACCCAGAGUACCUCAAGAAUGAGUUCAUGCAAUCUGCUCUUAACUACAAAGACUGGCAGGUGCCACUCGGUCGUCGCUUCCGAGCGCUCAAGCUCUGGUUCACCUUCCGUCGCUUCGGAGCUACUGGACUUCGUGCGCAUAUCCGUCAGUCGGUUGCGUUGGCUAGACAGGCUGAAGAGCUUCUGGAAAAAGAUGGUCGUUUCAAGCUCUUUGUGAGGGCGCGGAUGGGCCUCGUGUGCUUCUACGUGACAUUCGGUGGUCGUGAACUCAAUGAAGCUCUACUCCGUCGCGUAAACGAGUCGGGCAAGGCGUUCCUUAUCCACUCGGUCGUGGACGGUGUUCACUUCUUACGUCUGGCGAUCGGUGGACUUGAGGUGGACACUUGGCACAUUGAGAACGUGGUGAACGUGCUCUCCGAGGCGCUUACUGACGUGAUUGACGAGAACCCAAAGUGGCAGGAGCUUCAACGCGAAACCUUCGCGUCGGCAGCGUAGACUACUUUUUAAAAGGGGCUCAAAUUUGAUGGGCUAUUUCAGACUGUCAACUAUUCUCACUCGCUUUCGGGUCUUUGCUUUUGAUCACGUUAGC